GCAACAACAUUAUCAAUCAUUGGAACUGCAGGUAGAGACUUGACCAAGCCAAUGUCUAUUCUACAGUAUGAAUUCAUGUGUGUAUCAGUUCAAUCGUUUAUGGUCAUCAAUAAGUUGCAUACAAAGGAACUUACACUGGUGAGUGGAGGUGCAGCUUGGGCAGAUCAUGUUGCCGUUGAUCUGUUCUUAAAGUCAUAUCCUAGAUUUAAAUUGAUAUUGUAUUUACCUUGUGAGAUUGUUAAAGGAGAGGAUGGCACUUAUCAAUACUUGGACAAUGGAUCAAAGGAUUGGAGGACAAAUCCAGGUCGUACAUCAAAUAUCUAUCAUAAUUCAUUCAAGUCUAUAAUUGGAAGGGAUACAAUCCAAGAGAUAAUUGAUGCAAAGGAAUUGGGUGCAGUGUUGGAUACUAGUUCCAAAGGAUUCCAUGAUAGGAAUACAAAGGUAUCAAAGUCAGAAUACUUGGUCGCAUUGACAUUUGCAGAGGGUCUCGCACCAUCUAGUGGAGGCACACUGGACACAUGGAACAAGUCCAAAUCCAUCAACAGGUAUCACUUCACUGUGAAGCCAGUAUCGACACCAUCGUCCAAGAGGGAUAGAGAUAGAGAUGAUGAUGAUAAUGAUCAAGAGGAGGAGGAGGAGCAGGAUGGCUUUGAAGAGUCGAGCAAGAUCAUACCCAAAGAUGAGGAUAGGCCACCACUCAAACAAAUGAAGAAGUCGACGAAGAAGACGACGAAGAAGAAGGCCAUU
This is a messenger RNA of Acytostelium subglobosum LB1, 747 nucleotides long. RefSeq lists its product as hypothetical. The transcript has 2 exons. The record is from RefSeq and is a predicted model, not a curated record. The annotation marks the transcript as partial. NCBI's taxonomy places the organism in Eukaryota, Evosea, Eumycetozoa, Acytosteliales, Acytosteliaceae.